Messenger RNA from Chelmon rostratus (copperband butterflyfish), 4719 nucleotides. RefSeq names its product inactive phospholipase C-like protein 2. NCBI's taxonomy places the organism in Eukaryota, Metazoa, Chordata, Actinopteri, Chaetodontiformes, Chaetodontidae. Gene Ontology annotation, biological process: lipid metabolic process; intracellular signal transduction. The record is from RefSeq and is a predicted model, not a curated record. The transcript is spliced from 12 exons. Bases 195 to 3644 code for a protein of 1149 amino acids. Gene Ontology annotation, molecular function: phosphatidylinositol-4,5-bisphosphate phospholipase C activity.
GAGAGAGGAAGACGCUGCGAGAGAGAGUGAAAGGGAGAGAGAGAGAGCGAGAGAGAGAGAAGUUUCCCUGCUCCUGACGCACGGUCGCCGCUCGUUCACUUCAGACGAUGGCACGUCCGUAUCCGUGUGCAGCGGCGUCGCGAUCGGAGCCACGCUGCCUUCAAGACAACUGAGGGAUCCUGAAAAGUGUCACCAUGGCUGAAUUUGGAGAGAACAAGAGCGCCGUCGGUCCUCCGGCCGCCGGCCGGAAAGCUGCCUCAGGAGGAGCCGGGGUGAGCGCGGAGGCGCACCGAGGAGAGCCGGUGUCAAACGGAAACUGCAGCGUGUCGGACACCGUGAAGAGGGUCCAAAAGGAAUCCAGCUGCGAGUCCCCGACGUGGGAGAGCACGGGUUCAGAUUCAGCCUCCAAGCCGAUCCCUCGACGCAGCAGCCUGAUCAAGGAUGGGUCACGUGCCGGUCGGGAGAGGAAGAAGACGGUGUCUUUCAGCAGCAGCCUGUCAGAGAAGAAGAUCAGCAGUGCUGCAGACUGUAUCCACUCCAUGGUUGAGGGGAGUGAGCUGAAGAAAAUCCGAACCAACUCACGUGUUUACCAGCGUUACUACCUGCUGGACACGGGCCUCCAGGCUCUGUGCUGGGAGCCAUCAAAGAAGGAGUCAGACAAAGCCCGGAUCUGUCUCGCCUCCAUGCGAGAGGUACGGACAGGUCGUAACACAGAAACCUUCCGCACCAGCGGGGUUUAUGAGCAGAUUUCAGAGGACUGUGCAUUCUCCAUCAUCUAUGGGGAGAUGUAUGACAGCUUGGACCUGGUGGCCAACUCUGCUGAAGUGGCUAACAUUUGGGUGACUGGCCUAAGGUAUCUGAUGCAGUAUGGCAAACAUGCCCUCGACAUGCUCGCCAGCAGUCAGGACAGCCUUCGCGUUGUCUGGCUGGAGCAGUUGUUCUCCUCUGCUGCUGAUUCGGACAGACAGGGAGACGUCGACGAUGGGAUCCGCUUGCAGUCUGCCAUUAAGCUGAUACAGAGUGUGAACCCUGGGGUUAGCAGCGGCAAGGUGGAGCACAGGUUUAAAGAGCUUCAAAGAGUGAGGGAGAGGAUGUGUGGCCUCAGUCUAGACAAUGGAUCUGGAGUUAAAGAUCACAGCGAAAACAAAAAACUAAUAGGAAGAAAUGAGCGAGUCACCAAGCAGGAGUUCAUUGAGGUCUUCCAUGACUUUUGCACGCGUCCGGAGAUCUACUUUCUGUUGGUGCAGUUCUCGAGCAACAAGGAGUUUCUGGACACCAAAGACCUGAUGAGGUUCCUCGAGGCUGAGCAGGGCAUGGCUCAGGUGAGUGAGGAGACCAGCCUGAAGCUCAUCCAGUCCCACGAGCCAUCGGAGGAGGGCAGGCAGCAGGGAUACCUGUCGCUGGAUGGCUUCACCAGCUACCUCACUUCAACAGAGUGCCACCUCUUCGACAAGGAGCACGACUCAGUGUGCCAGGACAUGUCCCAGCCUUUGUCUCACUACUACAUCAGCUCCUCCCACAACACCUACCUCAUCGAGGACCAGUUUCGAGGACCAUCCGACAUCUCCGGCUACAUCCGCGCCCUCAAGAUGGGUUGUCGAUGCGUGGAGGUGGAUGUUUGGGACGGCCCUGAAGAGGAGCCAGUUGUGUGCACUGGACACACACUCUCCCCACCACUGGCCUUGCGAUGUGUGUUAGAAGCAAUAGGAAGGUUUGCAUUUGUGGCAUCGGAGUAUCCGCUAAUUGUAUGCAUUGAGAACCACUGUUCACAUCGACAGCAGAAAGUGAUGUGGCAACAUCUCAUGAGGAUACUGGGCGAGAGGUUAUACACAAAUCCCCCAGACGAAGGGGAGUCAUACCUACCAUCGCCCCACGCUCUGAGGCAUCGAAUUCUACUGAAGGGUAAAAAGUUGGGGCCGGGCUCUGAUGGCGAGGACGGGGAGGUAAGCGAAGAGGAUGAAGGAGCAGAGAUGUGUCAAAGGAUGAAAGCAGCCAACAGCGGAGGGGCAGCGCCUGGAGGCAAUGAGAAGGACAUGGUGCAGAAAAGUGUCUCUUUCACAGCUGUCACUCAGUCUAAUCCUCUUCAUCUUCCUCCCAAACAUUUCCAACUCUUGAAGGAGCUCUCCGACCUAGUAACUCUGUGUCACUCAAUCCGCUUCACUGACUUCCAAACAUCAUCCGAAAGCCAAAAAUCGUGGGAACUGUGUUCCUUUCACGAAUCUCUGGCUCUGCGUCUUGCUAGCGAGAGCCCUGGCGACUUCGUUAACCACAACAAGCAUUUCCUAUCGCGGGUGUACCCCAGCCCCAUGCGUAUUGACUCAAGCAACAUGAACCCUCAGGACCUGUGGAAAUGCGGCUGCCAGAUUGUGUCUAUGAAUUUUCAGACAGCAGGACUGAUGAUGGACCUGAACACGGCCUGGUUCCGGCAGAAUGGGAACUGUGGUUAUGUCCUGCGGCCAGCCAUCAUGCGGCAGGAGGUGUCUUAUUUCAGUGCCGACACCAGAGACACAGUGCCCGGUGUGUCUCCACAGCUGCUCCAUGUGAAGGUCAUAAGUGGACAGAACCUGCCUAAGCCGAGGGGUUCGGGGGCCAAGGGAGACGUGGUGGACCCCUACGUGUACGUGGAGAUCCACGGGAUCCCAGCUGACUGCACCGAGCGUCGCACCAGGACGGUGACCCAGAAUGGGGACAACCCCAUCUUCGACGAGAGCUUCGAGUUCCAGAUCAACCUCCCGGAGCUCGCCAUGGUUCGCUUUGUGGUGCUAGAUGACGACUUCAUAGGGGACGAGUUCAUAGGUCAGUAUACCAUCCCUCUGGAGUGUCUUCAGCCAGGCUACCGACACGUGCCCCUCCAGUCUCUGACAGGGGAGGAACUUCCCCAUGCCAAGCUGUUUGUCCACGUGGCCCUCACCAAUCGGAGAGGAGGGGGAAAGCCUCACAAAAGGGGACUGUCUGUUCGGAAGGCCCGCAAAGGGAGGGACUACACAGCUCUGAGGGACUUGGGGGUCCGGGCUGUGGACGAUGUUUUCAAGAUGGCUGCUCCUCUGCUCAGAGAAGCCACUGACCUGAGGGAAAACAUGCAGAACUCAGUAGCAGUGUUCAGGGAGCUGUGCGGGGUGUCAGUGGUUGCGAACCUCAUGCAGUGCGUGCUAGCUCUGGGCUCCAGGGCGUCAGGAUCAGAUGGGGCGCCUUUACUGCUGUUUGACCUCCGGGACCACUACCCCACCCUGGAGCCCCAGGGGCCCCUGCCCGACGUCCUCCGCCGGGUCGUCUCCACCUAUGAAAUGAUGGUCCAGGCGAGCAGAGCCGUGAUCGAGCUCUCCGACGGAAUCUCGGACAGGAUCCUGCAUAUACAGACAAUGGCCAUGGAGUUUCAUGAGAAGCUGCAGAGUCUGGCGGCGAAGGAGGGGUUGAAAGGUCGCAAGGUCAGUCGGGCGCUGGAGAGUUUCAGCUGGAACAUCACCAUCCUUAAGGGUCAGGCCGACCUGCUGAAGCACGCCAAAGCCGAGGUCCAGGAGAACAUGAAGCAGGUCCACGACGCUGCUUUGACGGGAAACCUCAUCAAGGACAGCGUGGGAGUGAGAAGAGUCCGCUCCCAAACGCGACGAGGUCAGGACGAGAGUGCCAGAGGGACCUCGGCGUAGCGAGCAAACGAGCAACAAAUGAGAGAGGACGCCACCGAACUGCCGCCGUAGCUGCUGUGACGAACCUAUAGCAAGUGCAGUGUGUUUUAAGAGAGGAGAAUGCAAGCCGAUGAAUGUAGAAGUCUUCAAAACUCAGCCCCCCUCCACCCACCUCCCGCCCGUAACCACAGAGAGCUGCAAAAGAAGAAGAAGAAGAAGAAGAUAAAUGACACUGGGUAGAUGAACGUAGCUAGAUUUCAAGGUUCAGGCUGUACUGUAAUGUCAACUGUAAAUAUAACAAGUGUCUAUUAACCUCUUCUCAUGUGCAAAGUGUCCUGGAGAGGGAGGAAAACGUCGUUUUUUUUCCCGGCGCACUCUGGGGUGACUCGGAGCUCAGCCGAAACAUCUUCAAAGCCCUUUUGAAACUGCUGAAAAACUGCCACCUCUAUGUGUUCGCAGCCCGUGCUUCACAAAGCUUGUGAAAUGUCUAGCAAUAGCAUGUAAGGAUCCAAAUAAAGACUGGGUUAAGGCAUAUUUAAUCGAAACACACUUUUCCUGUUUAUUAAAUGGGAGAUGAGCAGGAAUCUGGAUGUUUGGGGUCUUUUGACAGUGUGUCUCUUGGACCAAUGCGACCGGUUUGUUUCUCUCCAGCGUUUGUCCAUGAAGCAUCUGUAGAUCCUGGGUCGCUGCUCUUCAUCCAAUCACCUUGAGGUCCUUCGUCUUGCCACGGAAUCUCCACCCUCUAAGCAUCACUGUCUCACAUACAGUAUCCUAUAUUUUUGUAUUUUCCUGAGGCCCUUGUGCUAAUUGAAUCGCUGUUACCCGCCAUAACGAUCAACUCCGUACAUGUAAAUGUCUGCUUCUAGGGAACAAAUACUGUUAUGUUGAAAGUGCUUGUUUGUGUGCAAAACACUGUACAGUAUUUUAAUAUGUAAAUCUAUCCUUUUACUGUAAAGAAUAUUUUACAUAAGUUAUUGACCCUGAAUGAAAACAUUCCAGAUACAUGUGAUCGGUGCAGUAGAUGAGGCUCCACCUGUUCAGUUCAUGAUUACCUUCCUUCACCGUCGGUGUGGAAAUAAACUAGUUUUUAAAUGAC